AUGGUCAUGGUUGCAGACGGGGACGACCUUCAUGAUACGCUAGAAGAUGUCAGCGAAGAAUUUAUGCAUGAACGUAAUGCCGUUAUAUGGAGUUUCCUAGUCAUUGUUGUCUCAGAGAUAGGGGACAAGACCUUCUUUAUAGCUGCCAUCAUGGCUAUGAAGAACCCUAGGCUUCUCAUAUUCUCCGCUGCCAUGUGUGCUUUAGGCAUUAUGACUUUCCUAUCUGCUCUCCUAGGCCACACCCUCCCUGCCCUCUUCUCCAAAAAGUACACUCAGAUGGUCGCCGCACUACUAUUCAUAGUCUUUGGCCUGAAAAUGAUUAAGGAAGCUUACGCAAUGACGGGCAAAGAAGGUCUAGAAGAGCUCGAAGAAGUCACUAAACAAAUAGAAGAUAAAGAAGCUGAAAUGAAGGCCUCUCAUAUGGAAAAGGGUGGUAAAGAUGGAAAUGGAAUACCUAAUGGAAGUACACAGGACCCGUCAUCAGCACAACCGAUACCAGCUAUGGAAAAGCUACGGACAUUGGGAAUAGGCAUCUCAAAUCUCAUGAAUUUCGUCUUGACUCCUGUGUUUGUGGAAACCUUUGUCCUCACCUUUCUCGCUGAAUGGGGUGAUCGAAGUCAGAUAGCAACCAUUGCAUUAGCUGGUGCUGAAAACUUGUGGUGGGUCACUUUGGGUUCCAUUGCUGGUCAUUCCAUAUGUUCAGCUAUGGCUGUCAUUGGUGGUAGAAUGCUGGCAACCAAAAUCAGUGUCAAGACAGUCACACUGCUGGGAGGUGUACUAUUUUUAAUAUUCGGUUUCGUAUCAUCUUGGGAGAGCUUUGGUAUUGAACUUUAG
Molecule: messenger RNA, 834 nt
Organism: Synchytrium microbalum
Lineage: Eukaryota; Fungi; Chytridiomycota; Chytridiomycetes; Synchytriales; Synchytriaceae
Exons: 6
Coding region: 1-834 (277 amino acids)
Biological process (GO): calcium ion transmembrane transport; Golgi calcium ion transport; manganese ion transmembrane transport
Cellular component (GO): fungal-type vacuole membrane; Golgi apparatus
Molecular function (GO): calcium ion transmembrane transporter activity; manganese ion transmembrane transporter activity
Source: RefSeq, a predicted model, not a curated record